Messenger RNA from Chironomus riparius, 1524 nucleotides. Lineage: Eukaryota; Metazoa; Arthropoda; Insecta; Diptera; Chironomidae. The record is from the annotation of a GenBank genome assembly.
AAAAUAUAUAAAAAAUUCAAGAACUCAAAAAUGAACUCUAUUGAAAGAAUGUACCCAGCUAUGAGUGCAGAAGAGUUAUCAAAUAUUAUUUUAAAUGGAAAAGGUGUCAAUUCAAUGUCAUCAUUAUUGGAAAAAGAUGCAGGCUUUUGCUCAGGAAGCUCAGAGCAUGAAGAUGAUCAUCAUUCGCAUGAUGGACUUCAUAGUCCAACAGAUGCAUCUGAAGACUCAGUUGAGGUGAAAUUUACACCGAUUCUUAAAAAUAAAAGAAAAAGCUCCGAGCCAUCACGUGUUUUGCCUGAUCCCGAUCAAGGUCCAUUAAAGAAGCGCUUCCGAUAUGAAGAAUCGAGAAUACAAAAGUCUGAAACAAUCACAAAUAAUAAUAACAAUCAUCUCCAUCGACCUUGGGCCCUUGCCGCAGCAGCUGCACAUUUACAGCAACAACAACAACAACAUCAUUCAAAUCCAGCUGAUAUUCUUUUGAGGCAUCCCGGUGUCACGACUCUCCAUCGUGCAAUCAUUGACACCGAGCAAGAUCAGCCACUUGCGUUGAUUUCAAAGAAGCCUUCAACUUCAAUUAGCAGUAGCAAUAGCAGUAAUAAGAGUCAAUAUCAUCAUCAGCCACAACACCACAUGAUGUCAUAUGAGAACUCAAUUGAAAGCUUAAUUAAGAAGACCCAAAUUAAUAAACUUCAAGCAAAAGCACUUGAUGCAUCAUCAACAGCAGCUGUGACACAAAUGACCUCCUCAGACUUCCCCUCACCACCAUCAUCAACAUAUAUACCUCAAGCACCUCCAUCAGAGAUUUCAUCACCGCCAUCCGUCAUUAUGGGCAAGUCGAAAUCAUCACAACGUAAUUAUAAGAAUAUGACUCGUGAGAGGCGAAUUGAGGCAAAUGCACGUGAACGGACACGAGUUCAUACAAUCUCAGCAGCAUAUGAUACAUUAAGAAAAUCCGUACCGUCUUACGCAAGCACUCAAAAAUUAUCAAAAUUAUCCGUGUUAAGAAUCGCAUGUUCCUAUAUUAUGACACUAAGUCGAUUGGCUGGUGAAGACUACUCAAUUGAUCAAAGCUCACCGCCUGUUCAAGAAUGUGUAGAUGCUGUCACACGAACAAUUCAGACUGAAGGCAAACUCCGACGGAAGAAGGAUGAAUAAAUAAAUAUGAAAAUUUAUUUUUUUAAGAUGCACAACUUCCAGUGAAUGAGUCUCGCUGAUGCCCGACUUGAACAUUAUUGAAAUGGAUGUCACAUGACCACCAGAGCUUCCAUUGCUGUCAAAGCUGCCACACGUGUCAUAUGCAGCUCGGGUCGAAUUUUAGAAUAUUUUUGUUGAUUCUUAUUUUUAUAUAAAAAAAAAAGAGCUUCCAACUGGUUUGGAAAUAUUGAACGCUUAUUGAGUUGAUUUUUGUGGGACUUACCGCUAAUUAAAACACUGUAAAUAUUAACGCGAAAGGAUAAAGCGAGUCAAUUGAUUAUUAUGAUUGUUUAAGUUUAAACAAUUACAAGGACGUGACUUUGCAAAAAA